Messenger RNA from Kockovaella imperatae, 831 nucleotides. RefSeq names its product P-loop containing nucleoside triphosphate hydrolase protein. Gene Ontology annotation, biological process: transmembrane transport. Lineage: Eukaryota; Fungi; Basidiomycota; Tremellomycetes; Tremellales; Cuniculitremaceae. Gene Ontology annotation, molecular function: ATP hydrolysis activity; ATP binding; ATPase-coupled lipid transmembrane transporter activity. The coding region runs from base 1 to 831 and encodes 276 amino acids. The transcript is spliced from 5 exons. The record is from RefSeq and is a predicted model, not a curated record.
AUGAAACUUGAGGUACACAAUCUCAGCUUCACAUACCCUGGUACCACCAAGAAAGCCCUUAGAGGGAUAAACCUCGUCAUUGAACCUGGCGAGCAGCUCGCCAUCGUCGGUCUGAAUGGCGGAGGCAAGACUACAUUGGUCAAAGUCCUCAUGGGGCUAUACGACGCCAAAGGCUCUUUGUCUGUCAAUGAUCUUCCCAUCGAAUCAUACGAUCCAGUGUCAAUCCACAAGCGGACCUCAUGCUUAUUCCAGGAUUUUGGACAAUAUGAGCUCACUUUGCGGGAAAAUGUCGGCAUCGGCGACCUGAGAUACUUGGAGGAAGACGCGAAGCUGGAGCUAGCGCUCGAACGUGGAGGCGCUAGCGAAGUAGUCACGAAAACCGGUCUGGACGGGCCUCUGGACCCAUGGUAUGCUCCGGAUCGAAAACAAAAAGCUCAAGCCCUGAGCGGAGGUCAAUGGCAAAGAGUAGCACUGGCCCGGGCGUUUCUAAAAUCUGACGAUGCUGAUCUCGUGGUGUUCGACGAACCUUCCUCAAGUCUCGAUCCGAAAGCAGAGGCAGAACUAUUCCAAAAGAUACACUCCCUCUCGAUGCGAGGCGGACGAAAGAUUACGACAAUCUAUAUCUCCCAUCGUUUCUCAACCGUGCGCAGAGCAGACAAGAUUGCUGUGGUGGAAAACGGGACUAUCAUUGAACUCGGAACGCAUGACGAGCUGAUGCGCCUAGGUGGACGCUAUCAGGAGCUUUUCAAGCUUUCAAAAGAUGGUUUUGAGGACUCAUAUCCUGGGCGGAACAACCAAGAGGCGCCAUUCACUAGUUCCGAAUCCCCUUAG